This is a messenger RNA of Fraxinus pennsylvanica, 435 nucleotides long. The record is from the annotation of a GenBank genome assembly. NCBI's taxonomy places the organism in Eukaryota, Viridiplantae, Streptophyta, Magnoliopsida, Lamiales, Oleaceae.
AUGGCAUCGUCUGCAUUCUUUAUAAUCUGCAUUCUACAUUCGGUGAUAUCUAUAACUUGUGGAGCAUUCAUAAUGUUUUACCUCAAAGAAAUCUCUGUUUUCGGGCACGGAAUUGAGACGGCACAAAAGCUAUUAGGCUCGACUCCUCAUGAUCAGUUGUUAAUUCAGAUUUCAGAUUCAUUUGCCGGGUUGCUUUUGUUUGUGAUCGGUUGUUUUUUGUUCAUGGUGGCUUUCGUUCGGGAUAAAGAGUUCCAAGGCUUCUUUGCAAAGGGAUGCAUUCUUCUUCACAUCUCGAUGGCCCUAUGGAGGGUGUACUUCGAGAGAAGGAUUGACGAUUUGGCAUACGAUUGGCCUAGACAGCUUGCUGGUGAUUUUGCGCUCGCAAUUUCAUGGGUUUUGUUUCUUGUUUAUUCAUGGAGAGAGAAGUAUGAUUAA